Colletotrichum costaricense is the source of this 576-nucleotide messenger RNA. RefSeq lists its product as uncharacterized. Lineage: Eukaryota; Fungi; Ascomycota; Sordariomycetes; Glomerellales; Glomerellaceae. The record is from RefSeq and is a predicted model, not a curated record. The annotation marks the transcript as partial. The transcript has 3 exons.
UCAGCACCAAGCAUCAAGAACCAAGCACCAGCACCGACACCAACAGCAGCAUACCGCUUAUGCCGGGCUAGCCAGUCCCAUCCAGCCAAGUCAAAAUUUAGAAACAUCACAACGUCCUCCAAUGGCUACCCGCAGACGCUCAGAGCCAAGGCCUUCACCCGCCCGCCCUCGUCUCGUUUUUUUGUCUUCACCCCCCCCCCUGUUCAUGGACCCCGACACACAACUCAACCUCCGAACGCUCCACCCAGAGAUCCACCUCUCCACUGUCUUGAACCUGAUGCGUUGUGUGCAGCUCGCUUCUCGCCUCCCCCCUCCUCCUACACACGCGCACACCACACUAAAGCAUCUCGACAUCCUGUCCUGCAUCACGGAUCAUGGCCACACCCCCGGAAAGGCCCCAUAAUAUCCUUGCGGGAUUAUUCACAUGCCGUCGUUCCCAAGCGGGUGCACGGUUGUACAGCUUAUCCCUACCCUGUCUCUCAGUCUCUCCAAGCACACUCUUCCUCGUCGUACGGAAUAGGUAUGCACCAAGUUGUGUGUACAUGUCUAUGUGCGUGGUGUAUCCGCACGUCGUAG